Messenger RNA from Toxotes jaculatrix (banded archerfish), 1234 nucleotides. RefSeq lists its product as uncharacterized. The record is from RefSeq and is a predicted model, not a curated record. The transcript has 7 exons. Lineage: Eukaryota; Metazoa; Chordata; Actinopteri; Toxotidae. Bases 430 to 1080 code for a protein of 216 amino acids. Gene Ontology annotation, biological process: response to bacterium.
AUCUCCGAAGAGAAAUCUUAGACGUCCUGGUUCUUACUGGUCACCAGAACAAAGGCCAGCUGUGUCUCAGCUCUCAGAGCAAUCUUUAAUACUGUGGUGGAUCUCUAACUGGGUAUCAGCUGACGCUCGUUGAGAACUCUGUGAUCUGUGAGUGGAAAUAUCUGACUCUGGAAUGGCAGACGUACGAUUUACAGUGUGCUCCAUUUAAAUGUUGUAGAUCUGGUCAAACCCACAGCAGGUGAAGGUCCCAUCCAUUUCCACUGCCUCAUUUGUAUUUGAACCUACUAAGCUUUGCAAACAUGAAUCAAAUCUUUAUCACUGUCCAGAUCAACAGAAGAACACCCCGCCUCUUUAAACUGAGACCACUGUGACUGGAGCACAGUUCAGUUCCUAACAUUACAGUGGUGCAGUCCUACUGUACGCACAGCGAUGAACCUUACCUCGGUAACAGCUUUACUCUGCGCCUUCAGCUGGAUCUCUGUCUCAGUUUCUCAGUUUCACACUGUGGAGGUCCAGUCUGGAGAAGAAGUCACACUGAUGUGCACCAACUUCACCGUUCUUAUCACUCAUAUAUCCUGGCUUAGACUGGGAAACGAACCCAACGCCAGCUGCAUCUCCUCCAUGUCUGGCUCUGAAAGCAAUGUUUCGUACUAUGAUGGAUUUCAAAAUGGAAAAUUCAGUAUGAGCUCCAACACCACUACCCUCUUUCUCAAGAUCAAACCAGUGGAUUUAUCUGACUCUGGACUCUAUUUCUGUGGAUUCUACUUAAACGGAACGUCAGUCAUUUUCACUGCAACAUAUUUAAAAGUUCGAGAGUCUGAAGAACAAACAGAUCUGACGAGUUUGAUCCUGGCUGGUCUGAUUAUUGUCCUCAUUCUAAUCAUCAUUGUUCUGGUUUUCAUAAUCAGGAAACUUCAUACAGCUCAUAAAGAGGGACAGAAUCCACAACACAGUGAGAAUCCAGGCUCUAAUGACCUGAACUAUGCUGCGCUGAAUUUCCCUCCAAAAGCAAAAAGAAACCAAAGACCUGUGUCAGAGAGAAAGAUGGAGCCAAAUGUCGUGUACGCUGCCACCAGAUAGACUCAGGAAACCACUGGAACAGCAGCUCAGAGUGGAGCUGAUGCUUUAUCACCUCAUUAUGUUAUUUUGGGGUUUUGUGUAGUUGGGGGAUGGGAUGAGUGACCAUCACUGUCAAAACAUUUUGGAAUAAAGUCUCUAUGUUCAUGCAAACUUU